This is a messenger RNA of Pocillopora damicornis (cauliflower coral), 1439 nucleotides long. RefSeq names its product zinc metalloproteinase nas-4. Gene Ontology annotation, molecular function: metalloendopeptidase activity. The record is from RefSeq and is a predicted model, not a curated record. Lineage: Eukaryota; Metazoa; Cnidaria; Anthozoa; Scleractinia; Pocilloporidae. Gene Ontology annotation, biological process: proteolysis.
UGCCUAAGUAAACAGAUUGCUACAGUCACUUUGAUUUGUUUAUGCUCAAAGACUGUUUUAAGAGCGAUCUGGCUAACGCGAGUCAGAUUUAAACACCGAUGAGAAAUUCUAGCCGUUUCUCCUUUAAAUUAUCCAAUGAAAUCGCUACACGAUUCCAACCAAUGUCUGUGCCGUUUCCGCAGGACUUCACCUAACAGUCUCCUUUUGGGACACUUUAAUUCUGAGUAACUGCAAACACGGUCAAGGCGACCAACUUUUGACUGAAGUGUAUAACAAGCAACGAUGUUGCUUUUUGCAGUUCUCACUCUUAGGGCAAGAAUACUUUCCUCCAGCCCAGAAGGUUUGCUUUCGUCAUUUUUGUGAAUUUUUAUUUAGUAUAAUCGAACUGCACGUUUUCUAAAAGAAACGUUAGGGACACGGAAAAGCACAUACAAAUAAAUGACUUUUAAUAAUUUGGUCUUUCCGGACUACACUGCUAUUGCCUGGCUACGUUUUCGAAUGAAUGCGGAUAUUCUUUUCAAAGAAAUCUGCUCUUCUGAAAAUGAAUCGGAUUGAUACAUCAAAGUUAUAUUCUAAUGAAACAAUUUUCUAAGAAAAAUUCUGAGAAAAACAAGUUGGACUAUUGAGAGGAACGAACACUAUUGAUAAGUUCUUCUUCUGUCGACUUUAUUGCUAGUGGUCUAAGUUGAAUCACAUUCCUUCCUUUGAAGAGAAUUCGGAAUCCUUAAAUCCUAACCUACUUGAAGGUGACAUGAUUAUUUCGCCACAGCAAGUAAGAGGGUUACUCCUGGGACAGUCACGUAGCGCUCGUUUUGUUCGCCGCUGGCCAAAUGGCAUGGUGCCAUAUACUAUCGAUUGGAGUUUGGAAAGGGAAGAUGUGGCCAAAUCUGUCAUUGCUGCUGCUAUUGAGGAAUGGACAAACAAAACCUGUUUGCAAUUCAAGGAAAGGACUUCCGAGAGGGCAUACGUUACAUUUCGCAUAGGAAGCGGUUGCUCUGCUUCAGUGGGAUAUCAAGGAUACCAACAGUUCGUUAACCUAGCUCCUGGAUGUUGGCACAUGGGGACUGUGGCUCAUGAAAUCGGUCACGCUCUUGGGUUCUUUCACGAACAAUCUCGACUGGACAGAGACAGAUUCGUGAGAGUUGUCUGGUACAACAUUCAAAAAGGUAUGGGCUAUAACUUCAUGAAGGUCAACCACAUUAAUUCGUUGGAGGAACCAUAUGACUUCGAUUCUGUUAUGCAUUACGGUCGUACGUUUUUUAGCAAGAAAGGUCGUCCAACCUUGUUCCCACGAAAGAAAGGGAUCGAGUUUGGUCAAAGAGAAAGAGAGAGCGAAGGAGAUGCCCGUCAAAUGAACAAGAUGUACAACUGCCCAUAGCUUAGUUCUGUAGAGUUUGAGAUAAAUCCAAACAGAAUUAACAUAACUUGAUAAAAUUAAU